Messenger RNA from Cuscuta europaea, 857 nucleotides. The record is from the annotation of a GenBank genome assembly. Lineage: Eukaryota; Viridiplantae; Streptophyta; Magnoliopsida; Solanales; Convolvulaceae.
CCCUUUCCUCACCUAUCUCCCACACACGUGCGAGCCUUCUCCCAGAACUCCCGCCGCUCCACUUUCCCUUCCCUCGCCGAUUUUUUUCUCUUUCUGUGCGCAUAUCCCACCCCCACCCCCACCCCCACGCCGUUGUUCUUCUUCAUCCAGCACGACCGGUCUGAAGCCGGCGUCCUCCUCUCGCACAGACCGUCGUCGGGUCGAAGCGGCCUCCUCUCGCACAGACCGUCGUCGGCUCGAAGCGGCUACCUCGGACCCGGUCUGAAUCGUCGACUUGCAGGCGGAAGAAGACACAACCGUGGUGUGUACGUCAAAGAGAAGCAUGAUUCCAUGGAAGUAGAUGAUCAAGGAAGAGUGCAAAGCAUGGCUAUUGUGGCCACGACAGAAAAGGAUGAUGCAUUCCUGGAUGCAUCACUCACUGCCUCAAAGCCUUUUCAAAAUGUCGAAUGGGAAGAUCUUCUUGAAGAUGAUGUUGAAAUAACCAAAGCCCAACCUGCCAUCUAUGAAAGGAAAAAAAGAAAGAGGCAUGGCGAAGGGAACACGAUGGUCUUUUGAAGAUGAUGGUCUUAUGAAGAAUGUCAACUAAUUUAAUCAUCGGUGGAGCUCAUCUAAUCUUAUAGAAUUGGAUGAUCUGAAAUUAGUUUCUUUUAGAUUAGUCAACAUUGGAAUGUUGGAAUGUGUUGACAUUUGAGUUGUAAAUAGUAAUGCUUGUUUUUUUAGAUUAGUUGGCAUUGAGCUUUGAGAUGUUGGAGAGUAUAUGACAUUUGGGUUGUAAAUGAUAAUGCUUGUUUUUGGUCAUGGAACACUUUGUUUGUAAAUAUGAUUGUUUUUCACUUAAGAGUCAAAGACUCUGUAAA